Closterium sp. NIES-65 is the source of this 666-nucleotide messenger RNA. NCBI's taxonomy places the organism in Eukaryota, Viridiplantae, Streptophyta, Zygnematophyceae, Desmidiales, Closteriaceae. The record is from the annotation of a GenBank genome assembly.
AUGGCUGCUUAUCAGAUCGCCGUCGUUGCACUCCUCCUCGGCCUCGCACUACCCUUCGUUCUCGCGGGCAAUGCCAAGGGAGCAGAAACAUCCUCCCAGUCGAACUACAACUACGAUGCGAACGGCAACAUCAUCCUUUCCACCGCAGGCAACAACAACCAAAACGGCAACGGCAAAGGCACAUCGGCUGACGUCAUCGACUGGUACAACGACCAGGAGUAUCCGACGUGUCCGCUCAAGGCGUGCCCCCCUUUCAAGCACUACUGCUCUGGCGGCAUGUGCAACGACACUGCCGGAAUCCUCGGCCGUUGGAGGCUCCCCGAGCAGUCGUCGCUCGUGUGCCCACCGGGGCGCGCCAACCCGAAGCCCAACAACGACUGGUGCGUCGCGGAGCUCACACCGUCGCAGUGCUGCAAGGCGUGCUCCGAGAGCAAGGAGUCGUGCGCCAUGUGGCAGCACUACAUUGGCGAGGGGCAGGCGAAACGCGCUAUGGAUUACAACACGCUCGCUCACGCGCUGGGGCGGCCCGUCGCGGCGGAUGCGGCGGAGGGAGCGGGGUUCCUGGAUGGGGAGACGGCGGAUUACGAGUCUACUUCGGUGCUCGCUGCGGACUGCCGCUUCUCCGCGUUCCACGGCAAGGCGCUUCUCCUUCCCCGCACUCAGUAG